This is a messenger RNA of Penicillium nucicola, 3999 nucleotides long. Its product is annotated as ABC transporter ATP-binding protein. The transcript is spliced from 3 exons. The coding region runs from base 1 to 3999 and encodes 1332 amino acids. Gene Ontology annotation, cellular component: membrane. The record is from RefSeq and is a predicted model, not a curated record. Gene Ontology annotation, molecular function: ABC-type transporter activity; ATP binding; ATP hydrolysis activity. Gene Ontology annotation, biological process: transmembrane transport. Lineage: Eukaryota; Fungi; Ascomycota; Eurotiomycetes; Eurotiales; Aspergillaceae.
AUGGUAGACUCAACGCCCCCCAAGGCGAGCUCCAGUGUCAUUGAAAAGCUCAAGAAAGUCUUUGGAUAUUUCACGAUCUAUGUCCAAGUCAACCCGACCAAAUUCGAUAUCUUGCUUCUCGUCACUGGUUUGGUCUUUGCUGUCGCCUCCGGUGUCCCUUUCCCUCUCCUGGGUAUUAUCUUCGGUCAACUGAUCGAUGACUUUAACUCGGAAAGCUGCACAGCCAAAACAAACUACAGCCCACAAGUCCAGGCCGAGUACCAAUCCGAAGUCAACAGCAAAAUUCUCUAUGUUCUCUACCUCGCUAUUGCACAGUUUGGAUUCAUGUACAUCCAAUUGGUGUGCUGGUCCCUCGGUGGCGCUCGGCUGGCCCAGCGUCUGCGCGAACAGUACUUCCGGAGUCUCUUGCGCCAGGAACCCUCCUUUUUCGAUCAUCUACCCUCAGGAGAAGUCUCCUCGCGGCUGAAUGGUGACAUUUCAACAAUUCGCUCAGGGACCUCCGAGAAAGUUGGAAUCUGUAUUUCCAGUGUUUCAUUCUUCGUCACCUCGUAUGUUGUGGCCUUCAUUAAAGAUGCCAAGUUGGCAGGAAUCCUUGUCUCACUAGUGCCUGCAUACUUUGUCAUGUCACUUGUGGGUGGCUGGUUUAUUGAAAAAUAUUCGGGUACCAUGUCUGAUUGCUUUGCGGCUGCCUCUUCCGUUGCCUCCGAGGGACUGUCUAAUAUUUCGGUCGUGCACGCAUUCAAUGCCAAUGAACGCCUUGAAAGCAAGUUCGAGGGCCAUCUACGCCUGGCACGGAAUGAGGGUUUGAAGAAAGCUUUUGCAACAGGUGUGCAAGCUGGAUUCAUGUAUUUCAUUGCAUACGCGGCAAAUGCCCUGGCCUUUUGGCAAGGAAGUCGGACUAUUGCCAAUUCAGUGGCCAAAAAUUCGGGUGGUGGCACAUCCGUAGGAUCGAUCUUUACCGUGAUCUUUGUUCUGGUUGACGCAACUCUUGUUCUCAGCCAGGUUGCACCGUUCUUGCAAAUUUUUGGUGCUGCUUCGGCCGCUUUCACGAAACUGAAGAAGGACAUGAAUCACGAAUCGCAAAUUGACGGCAUGUCUGAUACUGGUCUCUCCCUGCCUUCAACCACCGCCGGAAACUUUGAACUCCGAAAUGUGGGCUUCACCUAUGCUUCUCGCCCGGAGCAGCCAGUCCUCCGUAACGUGUCUUUGGAAUGUCCAGCGGGAAAGCAGACCGCUAUCAUUGGACUGUCUGGUAGUGGAAAGUCUACCGUUGCCAGUCUGAUGCUUCGACUGUAUGAUCCAACUGAAGGAUCUAUUUUGUUGGAUGGCCAAGAUGUGCGUGAGCUUAAUACACGACAGCUUCGUAGCUGUAUUGGAAUGGUUCAGCAAGAAGCGACACUGCUUGAUCGAUCAAUUUUGGAGAACAUCGCCCAUGGAUUGGUCAACUCGGCAUCUCCAGAGCACGAAGCCCUUCAUGCUGUAUUGAUUGGGCCCAAACUUGGGGAAACGGCUACUGCAAUUCGUGGUGGUCAGUCUGCGAGCGAAGCUGCUUUGGUCCACGGGCCCGAUGUGGUAAAAAUCGUCGAGAUGGUUCAACAUGCAGCCAAUCUUGCGGAUGCCGCACGAUUCAUUGAUGGACUUUCAGAAGGACUCGGUACCGUUGUUGGUUCGAAUGGUACCCUACUGAGCGGUGGUCAAAAGCAAAGAAUUGCCGUUGCCCGGGCAUUGGUAAAAGAUCCCAAAGUCUUGAUUCUUGACGAAGCCACGGCCUCCCUCGAUUCUCGGAGUGAGAAGGAGAUUCUUGAAGCUGUCGGACGCUGCUCCGAAGGAAGGACGAUGAUAUCGAUCGCGCAUCGUCUUUCAACAAUCAAGAACGCCGACAAGAUUAUUGUGAUGCGUGAUGGAGAACUCGUCGAAGAAGGAAACCAUGCUGAAUUGAUGGCCAAGGAAGGGGCUUACUGUGGUCUCGUCAAACUGCAAAACCUGAACACUAACUCGCCGGACACCAAAGUUGACAGCCACUCGAGUGAUAUUACCGAAACAGAACCACGCAAGGAGCAUGAAGACACGAUCGAAACGUCUAAGAGUAAGGACAUUGUCUCCAUCAAAACCACCGAACAGCUCCCCGAAUUGUCUCCCCGUUCGAAGCAUCCCCAGAAACCAUCUAAGAAGUCCCUUUGGCACCUGAGCAAGGGGAUGUUACCGAUCAUGCGUCCAUAUCUCCUCCUUUCUCUGAUUGCUCUCGUCGGUGCUAGUAUCGUCGGUGCUGCCUUUUCCGCUGAAGCCGUGAUCUUUGGUAACACCGUGGGCAGCCUCACUCCCUGCGAGACACCUGAUUAUAUUCGCUCCCGGGGUAACUUCUUCGGCUUGAUGUUUUUCAUUCUUGCAAUCAUCGAAUUCUUUGCCAAUGUUGUCAGUUGGGUAGGAUUCGGCUGGGUGUCGGAGAAAUCCAUUUAUAACGUACGGGUAUUGUUAUUCCGUUCAUUGUUUGAGCAGGACCUGCAAUGGCAUCAAUCCGAUGAUCGCAACCCUACCGGCUUGCUGGGAUAUAUCACGAACGAUGGGAAUCUGAUUGCAGGCCUCAGCGGCUCAGUCAUUGGUACGAUCUUCUCAAUUUGUAUCAACCUCGUCGUCGCGGUCGUGAUGUCUCUUUGCAUUGCCUGGAAGAUUGCUCUUGUAUGUAUCGCUGUUGUGCCACUCCUGUUAGGUACGGGUGUUAUGCAACUACGAGUCCUUGGCCAAUUUGAGGAGCGCCACGAAAAUGCCUUCAAUCAAUCUGUCAGUAUCAGUGUUGAGGCUAUUAACUCUAUCAAGACCAUUGCCUCGCUGUCUCUGGAAGAAGAGACUCUAGCUGCUUUCCGGAGGACUCUUCGUGGUCCCCGUCGAGAGACCACUGCGAUCAGCCUCCAUGCCAAUCUCUGGUUAGGGCUUGCCUAUUUCCUUGGUAAUUUGUCUUAUGCUUUGGCUUUCUGGUGGGGGUCUAAGCAGAUCUUCAACGGGACCUACAGCGAGACUCAAUUCAUUAUUGUCAUGUUCGCCUUGCUUGUCAGCGCCCAGCUCUGGAGUCAAAUGUUUGCACUUGCUCCAGAAGUAUCCAACGCACGAGCUGCAGUCGCACGAGUUCUGUCUAUUUUGGAAAUUGGAUCAUCAGGCGCAAAAUACCAACCUCAUACCCUUCCCGAGCUCUUGACGGAGAAAGACGUCGAAGCCACGGGGAAAACCCAGUCAUUCACCCCCGAGGCACAGGGCGGAGUAGAUGUCGAAUUCCGAGACGUCAAAUUCUCCUACCCGGCACGCGCGCAUGCCCCUGUCCUUCGCGGUCUCAAUGUGCACGUUCGACCAGGCCAGUUCUGUGCACUAGUCGGGCCAUCAGGCGCUGGUAAAUCCACGAUAAUUUCUCUGGUAGAGCGCAUGUACCUCCCCACCUCAGGCGAGAUCCUCGUGGACGGAACAGACAUCACGAAGCGAGACGACAUCUCUUUCAGAGACCACAUCGCCCUUGUUCCACAGGAAGGAGUUCUCUUUGAAGGUACAGUGCGCUUCAAUGUAUCCUUAGGUGCACGCCCCAACACAGAGGUAUCAGACGAAGAGAUUAUCGAGGCCUGCAAGCUAGCCAACAUCCACGAUACCAUCGUCAACCUCCCACAGGGCUAUGAUACACCAUGUGGAGCAAAUGGAAGCAAGCUUUCAGGUGGACAGAAGCAGCGGCUUGCUAUUGCACGAGCUCUCGUGCGCAAGCCUAGACUACUUAUUCUCGAUGAGCCUACUAGUGCCCUCGAUGCAGAGUCUGAGAAACUCUUGCAGGAGGGACUAGAGGUUGCAUCGAAGGGCAUUAGUGUUUUGGCUAUUGCGCACAGGCUGCAUACAAUUCGCAAGGCUGAUACAAUUUACCUUAUUGAAGCUGGCUUGUGUGUUGAUGCUGGUACUCAUGAAGAGCUGUUUACUCGCUCUGGGAGCUAUCGUACCAACGUUCUCAGCCAGACUUUUGGCGGUGAUUAA